Brassica oleracea var. oleracea is the source of this 1314-nucleotide messenger RNA. RefSeq lists its product as uncharacterized. Lineage: Eukaryota; Viridiplantae; Streptophyta; Magnoliopsida; Brassicales; Brassicaceae. The transcript has a single exon. The record is from RefSeq and is a predicted model, not a curated record. Gene Ontology annotation, molecular function: zinc ion binding; nucleic acid binding. Bases 1 to 1314 code for a protein of 437 amino acids.
AUGCCGCCAAAAAGAGGAGGUAAGCGUACUCGCACCGUUAGGGUCAGAGCUGAUGCUCGUGAAGUUGUGGAUGAGCAGGGUGCUGCAGGGGGUGUUCAGGCACAGGGUGUGCAGCAUGCAGCCCCACAGUUUGAACAGGCUGCGCUCAUGCAGAUGGUUCAGCAGGCAGCUACCCAGGCUGCUCAGACUGCUAUUCAACAGGUUACCCAGGAAGAUGCUCGUGUAGCUGCACAAGAAGCUGCUCGUGUAGCAGCACAGGAAGUUUCCCGUCAGUUGGCUGCUGGUCAGCAGAUUCCAUCGCAGGAGAUUCCACUGCAGCAGAUCCCACCACAACAGGAUCCACUGCCGCAGAUGCAUAUUCCUCAGGUUCCUGUGCAGGGGGUUCCAGGACAGCAGCUCCCUCAAGGUUUGCAGCAACCUUUACCGGUUUACCGUGCUUAUGAUGAGAGGUUUUACAGACUCACGAGUCAGAUGCGAAACAUGGAUAUGGAGCAUUUUGGGGGAACAAUGGAUGCUACAGUUGCACAUGAUUGGAAGCUUAGUCUGCAACGGAAAUUAGAGAUUAUUGAGUGUCCACCAAAGGCUUCGCUUAGGUUGGCUAUGCAAUACCUACGUGGAGAUGCACUUGUGAGGUGGGAGGGAGUGCGAUUGGGCCAUCGUGGGCCUGAUAGACUUACCUUUGCAGAUUUUAUCCAGGAGUUCGAUAGGAAGUAUUUUCCAAAAGAAGCUAUGGAUAAGAAGAAGAGUGACUUCGAGCAUGUGAGCCAGGGUGACAUGACAAUCAUGGAGUAUGAGGUUGAGUUCAACCGACUUCGCAGGUUUGCAGGAGGUGGUAUUACUGAGGAAGACCUGAUUAGAAAGUUUUUGGGUGGGAUGCGACUCGAAAUUCACAACAGAUGUCGUGUCGUCACUUACUACAGAUUGGGGGAUUUGGUGGAGAAAGCUGCUGAGCAGGAAGCAGGUUUGGCAGAGGAGCAUAAACUCUUUAAAUCAGCUCAACCUAAAGUUGUGAAGACUUUAGAGUCACAAAAGAGAACAUUGGACGAGUUAGAACCACCUAGCUGCCCCGGUUGCAAGCGCAAUCAUUAUGGAGAGUGUAUUAGGUGUCAUUCAUGUGGACGGACAGGCCACAUGGCGAGAAACUGCCGGUUUAAACCAUUGAAUGCGGAUUCAGUUAGACAGAUUGUUGAACCCAAAGCGGCUACUAUGGAUUGCUUUAACUGUGGCCAGUCAGGUCAUAUUUUCAGGGAUUGCCCGAGGAGGGAACAUGCAGAGGAUUCACCACCGCCUAAGCGCCAAGCCAUCGACCAAUGA